Emericellopsis atlantica is the source of this 1196-nucleotide messenger RNA. Its product is annotated as CTLH/CRA C-terminal to lish motif domain-containing protein. The transcript is spliced from 4 exons. Lineage: Eukaryota; Fungi; Ascomycota; Sordariomycetes; Hypocreales; Bionectriaceae. Gene Ontology annotation, cellular component: cytoplasm; nucleus. The record is from RefSeq and is a predicted model, not a curated record. Gene Ontology annotation, molecular function: protein binding. Bases 230 to 955 code for a protein of 241 amino acids. Gene Ontology annotation, biological process: proteasome-mediated ubiquitin-dependent protein catabolic process.
GAACCUUUUCUUUCCGUCACUCUCCACCACAAAACUUGCAUCUUGCAUCGUCGUUACCAUCUUGCCGACUUUAUCGUCAAGCUGAGUGACACACGGCGAUUGGAACAAUCCCAAUGUACUGAACACAGUCUUCUGGUGCCAGUUUAUUACUUGUUGCCUGCAAGACUUGCGUGUUGUCCCACGCUCCGUCGGCUCUUAGGAGGACACGCUUCGCGUGUCACUUCUAAACAUGACGUCCUCUGCAGCCUCGACACCGCCUGAAGCGCGGCCCAAUUGGGACCAGCGAGUGUGGGCAGCCAAAGCACCCAAAAGCGACAUCAAUGCUUUGAUCCUAGACUACCUUACUAUGGAAGGCUAUCCCAAAGCGGCUGCCAACUUUUGCAAAGAGGCGAAUAUGAAGACUCCGGGUGACGAGUACUUCACUCAGACCUUAUGGGAAGUCCGCCAGCAGAUGCAGCGAGGCGACUUGCAGGCUGCGAUUGAGACUCUGAACGAGAUCGAUCCCAAGAUCCUCGAAGGUGACGAAGAGUUGCACUUUCUCCUGUUGCGGCUGCAACUCGUUGAGAUUAUUCGCGAUUGUGACGUUGAUGGAGGUGACAUCCAACACGCUCUCGAGUUUGCGAGGACGAACCUCGGACCACGGGCGGCAGCUAACCCCAAGUUCCUUGACGAUUUAGAAAAGACCAUGGCUCUGCUCAUGAUACCGCGGAGUCAGCUAGAGCCACCACUGGCCGCAAUGCUAGACACCAAAGUUCGCACAGAUGCUGCUGAACGUGUCAUUAGCGCGGUCAUGGCCACUCGCUCGCGACGCACAAUGGCUGGCAUUCGUGACCUCGUCAAGUUGCGUGUCUGGGCCGAGACCAAGGGACGGAUGUUGUCUGCCAACGUCAUCCCGGACAAUCUCUCCAUUGACCUGAAUGAUGAAUACGAGAACGACACCGCGAUGACAACUUAGGCCCUUCACUUACAUUGUUUUUGUCUUGUUUUAUUUUUGGCGAGGCGUUCAGGCAACCCUAGUGCGAUUGCUCGGAGUUUUACAUGGGGCCAUGGGCGCAGGCAGUGCCCUGAACAGACAUCCAUACUUCACUGGCGCAUUAGGUUGAUUUCACAAUUAUCAACUCGGUAGACCGUCAAGUGUUACACAUCACCUCUACAGAUUACAUGUAGUAUCAAUGACGGCACUGCAUACAUGAACA